Messenger RNA from Linum tenue, 2824 nucleotides. Lineage: Eukaryota; Viridiplantae; Streptophyta; Magnoliopsida; Malpighiales; Linaceae. The record is from the annotation of a GenBank genome assembly.
UGGUGAUAUGAUAUGAUAAAGAUUUUAAAUUGAAAGGGGUUGAAAAGUUGUGUUUUUGUUGCCGCCAUCGCCACCCCCACUUCACAGCUAGAAAAUGGAAGGGGGAUUUUGUAAUUUGCCGGAAAAGAAAUCGUUUCUUUCUUUCGACGGCCGAUGCUCUGUUCGAAACAAUGGCUGUAUUGGUGUCAGUGCUAUAUAUAAAUGCAAAGCGAAUUCAUAAUUUGUUUCCCUCUCUUCUUCCUCCCAGCAGCCCCGCCCUUCCUCUCUCUCUCUCUCUCUCUCCAUCUGAAUACAGACAAUUUCAUCUCUCUGCAUCAGUAGGAUAAAGAAUUUCAAGAUUAUGAUGUCAUGCUGCCGCCGAUUAACCGCCGGAUCGGCGGCGCCGCUGGAUUUCCACCGCGGGCAGAAGGAUUCCGCUUCGACGGUGGCGGAAGUCGUCUCCCUCCCUCUCAGAAGGAUUCGUAACCGUCACCUCCUCCAACCGGCAAUUUCACUGAGAGCGGUCUCGAGGAGGCGUUCGGAAUUGUUCCUCGCCGAGGCGGCGGUUGGCGGACACAGCAGAGGCGUGCGGGAACGUCCGGACGGCGGAAACGAGGCGGCGGCGGAGGAGGAGGAGCUGCCGGCAGAGCCUCUCUCUUAUUCCGCCGUCGGCAAUCCAGCGGUGGAGGAGGAGGAUUACAGAGGAGAUCUGACGACUCCCGAUGUUGCGCCGGCGGAGGCAGGGAUUGCGAGUCGGUUCGGGGAGAAGAAUCGAGCUGUGGAGGUGGCGAUUGCGGCGGCGGCGACGGUGGUGCUAGGGGUGGGGAAUCGGUUGUUGUAUAAGCUGGCCCUCGUUCCUCUCAAGCAUUAUCCCUUCUUUCUCGCGCAGCUCGCCACCGUCGGGUAUGUCCUUGUGUAUUUUACCAUAUUGCAUUUCCGGCACCGUGCUGGCAUUGUGAGCAAUGAGAUGCUUUCGUUGCCUAAAGGUCCAUUCAUUCUUGUUGGAAUCUUGGAGGCUCUUGGAGCUGCUACUGGAAUGGCAGCAGCAGGUCGUUACCAUAGCAAUCUAGAGUGGAAGACAUUAAGGUUGUUAUUUUUUAGUGUUAAUUCGUUGACUUCUUUCUUGAAUCAGCAAACCUUUCUGGAGCAUCGAUUCCAGUUAUAUCUCAGUGAAAGAACAAAGAGUUCUACGGAGAAAACUCCCUUGCUUGUGAAAUUUGUUUUGGUUUCCGGUAACAUUACAGCAUUGGGAGGAUUGGAUACUAAUCUCAAUCUUCUAAGUAGAAGUGUUAUCAAAAGUCUACUGGCGAUUCUGACGAUUACUUGUUCUGCAGACCUUCCUUGUGUGGCAGAUUUUUAUGUCAGCUGUCUUCCUUGGAAAGAGAUACAAAAUCAAUCAAUUACUAGGGUGUUUCCUUGUUGCUAUUGGUGUCAUUAUAACUGUAGCCAGUUUUCUUCAUGUUGCAGUGGAUCUAGUGCUGGCCAUUCGUUGAAAGAAGCCGGUAUUUUUUGGAGUCUUUUAAUGAUACUCUCGUUUCUGUUCCAAGCUGCCGAUACUGUACUCAAGGGAGGAUCAGUAGAUAUUUUCGUGGUCAACUCCUUUGGAUCUGCUUACCAAGCUUUGUUCAUCUGCCUACUUGUGCCUUUCAUGUCCAAGCUAUGGGGAAUACCGUUCAGCCAGCUUCCGAGCUAUCUCAAAGAUGGGGCAGCUUGCUUUCUAAACAUCGGUAGUUUGUCAAGUGGAUGUGAAGGGGCACCAUUGCUACCUCUGCUGUUCAUAAUCGUGAACAUGGGGUUCAACAUAUCGUUGCUCCACCUGCUCAAGAUAUCAUCCGCUGUUGUAUCUUCACUUGCUUCCACAUUUUCUGUGCCGAUAUCGGUGUUCAUGUUCACGCUGCCAUUGCCAUAUAUCGGAGUGGCAUCAACCCUGCCAAAGGGCUUUGUUGGGGGAGCCAUCAUCCUUGUUCUAGGCUUGCUCAUCUAUGCUUGGACGCCAAAGCCUCGUCCAGCCGGUCAUUCUUCCUCGCCAGCAGCAGCUUCCUCUCCUAGCUAAGCUGUAAGAACUGUAUAUCAUUCUUUGUUUCUUUUAUGUUGAUAGCCGUGGCUCUUCCCAAUUUGAUACUUCAACAUCAGAAAUAAAGGGAGGAGGCAAGAGGGCUAGACAUAUACGAGGGGGGGAAAUGGAGAAGCAGAAAGAAAAUGCUGUUAGGAAGGACUAGUUUAGUACUGUAAUUCCAUCUUGUAACAAUGUCGCUGUAACUGUCGUUUCGGUGCUGAUGCAGAGUACAAAAUUCGAUUUCGAAUAUGUCGAUCGGGCUUGAACAUUGUAGAUACAGGGGUUUCGAAAGUUCUGUACCUCUGAGAGCAAACAAGUUCUUGGUCUUUGGUUGAAUGAUCUUGGCUGAAGCCUCUUAGAUCCAUAACAGCUCGCGAGUUGCGAUUGUCAGAACUGGUCGUUGGUUUCAUUAGUCAGCUGAAGUCAACAGUGUGUGCAUGCUUUAGCUGUAAUGGGCUUGCGACGGAUAGAGAGGUCAUGGGCUCUUUGCAUGGGUCGGUGCAUUGGGGUAAUCGGGCUUGGGCUUGGGCUUCCGUCUUUAGCAGGGUGCUGUAUGUUUGAGACUUUCUGCUUUGUGGAGGAACAGAGGUGGAAGUAACAAUGUCUUUUUCUUCAUGUAUCCUUGUGUUGGUCUUUGGAUAGGCAUUUGGAGUUGGCUCGUUUUUAGAGUGAAACAUGAUGAAAGAUGUAUAUGUUGGAUUUUUUGAAAGUUCAUUUGUUUCUUGAAAGUUACUUUGUUUGAGUAAAUUAGAAGGGGCAUUGGACUUUACACUGUUUGAGGAUUUUAAU